Schistosoma mattheei is the source of this 1602-nucleotide messenger RNA. The record is from the annotation of a GenBank genome assembly. Lineage: Eukaryota; Metazoa; Platyhelminthes; Trematoda; Strigeidida; Schistosomatidae.
AUGAGUAAUGUGUUGACUCGUGGCCGCCUCUCACAUUCAUUUUCUAACUCUGACCAAGAUGCUUUCGAAAAUGCAAUUAUUCGAGUUGGCACAGAUUUUCAAGCUGACCUUCCGCUUUUCAAUGGUGAACCACCUCCAAGCGUUUUGAAUCAACCAGAUCGGGGAGUUGCUUUAUGGCUUCCAAUACCUGUUAGUCUCCAUAAUCAGUUAGAGGAAUUCUUGAAUACAGCUACUGAAAAAUAUGGUUAUUCAGAAGAACAAGCUCUUGCUUUACUUACAUGGCAUAAAACUGAUUUUGAUCAUGCAUUAUCAGAUUUAUGCAAUUUUAGUCCAAUCAAAUAUGAAUGGACAAUAUCUGAACGAAGAAUAUUUUUUAUAUCUGUUGAUUAUUAUAAUAAACAAUUUCAUCAAAUAAAAAAACUUUUUCCUAAUCGUACUGUCAAUGAAUUAAUUCUAUUCUAUUAUCUUAAUAAACGCAAUCAACAAACAUUGCAUGAAAUGGGUUUAUACGGACCUAAAUGGUCUAGUUUGUAUAAACGUGGUUAUUUAAUCCCAGGCAUUUUACCACCACCGGAUACUGUCCCUGUAAAGACACUGACAAAUAAUCAUAAAAAAUAUACUAUCGAUUUAGAUAUGAAUGAUCCAGUCGAUGCAGAAAUCAAGCGUUAUUUUGAUACUUUGCAUGAUUGUGUAUUGUUACCGGAAUCGGAAGAAUCAACUCAAGACACCGAAACUGGCUGUGGUGGUGGUGGCACAUCAAGUAUGCAAUCGGAUUCCGAGGCAGAAGUGCGUACACCAUCUUCUUCCGCAGUAGCUGCCAAUAUUGAAGGGAGUGAACAAGUAUUAGACUAUGAACAGAAUAAAGUAAGAAAAGAUUCCAACGGACCUGGUCGUAGACGCCGAAAACAAUAUGGUGCUGGCGGUAAAACUCGAUCUACCACUUCAGGAUUUAUUUUAUCCCAAUCAUCAUUAAAUUUAUUACCGGAUGAUUUUAAUCCAACAAAUCGUUUAUCUGUACGUAAACAUGCGCGUUUUGAAGAAGAGAUUGCAGCUGUAACAUCAGCCGCUAUAACUUCUAGUAAUAGUGGUCAGUUACGUGAGAACAACAAAAAGUUAGUUGAAAUACAUACUGGCAUUAAUCCUGGUGUACGUAGUUCCAGAAGAGGUAUAUUGUUUGCUACCACACCACAUACAAUAAGACCAGCAUUACCUUCUGGAGUAUAUCAUUCACAUAGACAAUUUCUUCGAGUAUGUUAUUACACAGCUGACCAAUAUAAUCAAGAAACCGAUCAAUUGAAUAGUACAUUACAGACAUUAUGUAAACAGGUCGAUGAUGGGAAUGAGCUCGCUCAACGAGAAACUCAACUCCUGAAUGGUAUCACUUCGUUACGACCUCCUUCACUGCCUAUUGAUCCGUAUUGGAGUCCAGUGGAUAUACAACUCGCUUGUCAUGCUAUCGGUAAAUUAGGACGUGAUUAUGAAGGUAUCGCUGAGUGUUUAUUAAAUAAAACUCCAAGUAUGGUAGCCACAUUAAUAGAAACCCAUGGACAACACUUGAAUUUGAAUCAAUUAGCAUCAAUGGCUCCAAUUAUCAUACUUUAA